Drepanopeziza brunnea f. sp. 'multigermtubi' MB_m1 is the source of this 654-nucleotide messenger RNA. Lineage: Eukaryota; Fungi; Ascomycota; Leotiomycetes; Helotiales; Drepanopezizaceae. The record is from RefSeq and is a predicted model, not a curated record.
AUGCAGAGUGAUGCUGCUAAAGAGCUAAUCUUGUGUAGCUCUAGCAAGGAUCAGGGUGCACGUCCCGUUGCAGUGCAGUGCAGUGCAGUGCAGUCCAGCCAGGGCAGUCCAGCCAGUCCAGCAAGUCCAGUCCAGUCCAGUCCAGUCCAGUCCAGUCCAGUCCCCUCCGCUCCCCUCCCCUCCCCAAGUCCAAAAGCCCAAGGGGCGGGAAUCUGCAGGGAAACGGAGCGAUGCUGCAGAGUCCAUGCGAGUCAAGCGGCGUCCAGACGAGCCCGACAGCGACGGCGUCGACGAGCUUGCGACCGGUUAAGGCAAUUCAGACGACGUCGACGGCCUGGCGUCACGCGUGCCCGACUGUACUGUACAUACAACUACAGUACAACUACGAGCACUCCUACCAGAACUAGUCCUACUACAGCUGCACCUCCGCCGUCCGAAGAAGGACGACUUACUCCCCGAUUAGACAGGACCCACCCCCAAGCUCUUGGCAUCUUCCCACUCCCCACUCCCCCACUUCCCGUUCCCCACUUCCCGCCACCCUCCCCUCUUCUCGUCUCCACUCAUCGCACAUCUCCAACCCCCAAAGUCAAAGUCGAGAAAAAAAACUGGGUCCCGACCGGAGUGCGCUCCUCGGCACGCCUUCUCUCGCAUUAG